Messenger RNA from Ruditapes philippinarum (Manila clam), 1029 nucleotides. RefSeq names its product heavy metal-binding protein HIP-like. The transcript has 2 exons. Lineage: Eukaryota; Metazoa; Mollusca; Bivalvia; Venerida; Veneridae. The coding region runs from base 43 to 813 and encodes 256 amino acids. The record is from RefSeq and is a predicted model, not a curated record. Gene Ontology annotation, molecular function: protein binding.
UUCUACUGGAUCACACCUCAGCUUUACGUCUUUGGAAAGUUGAUGAUGGUAAGGGCAAUUCUUUGCGUUGAUUUGGUAGUAUUUCUUAGUUUCUUGGCAUUUCUGUCACCAUCUAGAGCUGACGGCGGGUCUGAAACAUGUCAGGUUUCUAAAGAAAAACAGUUGCUUGAAGAAAUGAUAAGAACGCAAGUUAAGGUUGAGGCAAUGUUACAAGAGAUCAGAAAAACAGAGGAGCACGUGGUAUCCGUUUUGGAAUAUCGUAAGCAAGAUGUACAGAAAAGUCUCGAGGAUUUGAAAGAAGAUCAGGCAAAUCAAAAGAAUGAACUUGACAAACUCAAACUGGAAAAUGCAGAUUUGCAACAAAAGAUUCAGUCUGUACAAGAAUCCACUUAUCGAGUACCUAUUGUAUUCUUUGCUGCACGCGGCAUGAAAUCCUCGUAUCUAACCAAUGGACAAACGAUAAUAUUUCCAACAACACUUAACAACCUGGGUUCUGGCUAUAAUAACGGAACAGGGGUGUUCACUGCGCCAGUGAGCGGGCUGUAUCAAUUCAGCGUAAGAUUAUGUCUACUUCAAGACCAAUAUGUCUACGUCGCCAUUGUUUCCGAAAAUGAUGUUAUAAUGAAAACACGUUUGAUAGACGAGGGUGCGACACACAAUGCUUGCAGUUCUGUAAGCGGACUUGCUAUUCUCAAACGAGGAGGUAAUGUUUGGGUGAAAAGUUCAUCUUCUUCAGAUGGAAAUAACGUUUGGGUUAGACCGACAUCAGUCUGGAACACCUUCUCUGGUGCACUUAUAAAUGAAAGUUAUUAACACUCAUUAUGUAAUGCUACCGGUAUAUAAAAAUCUUAUCUUAAAAACUUAUAAGUAGAACAUACAAAGUAAUAAGUAACUUGUAAACAGAAUCAGCAGAUAGUGAAAAAAGUUCCUUUUUCGAUAUAACCAAUGUUAUCUUUUUGCGCCAAAUUGUAAUUAAGACAGGUUUAAAUAUAUAAUGAUUGUUAUAUCUGAUUUAUUUACUCACAUAUG